Molecule: messenger RNA, 2245 nt
Organism: Drosophila nasuta
Lineage: Eukaryota; Metazoa; Arthropoda; Insecta; Diptera; Drosophilidae
Gene: Lip1
Product: Lipase 1
Exons: 5
Coding region: 401-1729 (442 amino acids)
Biological process (GO): lipid metabolic process
Molecular function (GO): hydrolase activity, acting on ester bonds
Source: RefSeq, a predicted model, not a curated record
UAGUGAAAUAUUUAUUAAUAUUAAGUUAUAAAAAGUAUAAAAUUGUAUUAGAUAUUUAUGUAACUAUAAUAUAUAUAGGGUAUAUUUUAAAAUUAAAACCGAAGGGCGAGCAAAACAAAAUCAAAUGCACGCGUAUUGUGAUAAUCGCUGUAGUGUUGUUGUCGUUGUUUUUGUUGUUGUUGUCAUUGUUAUUGUUUGCUCGCUGAUCGAAAGUUUUCGGCAUUCUUUGUAAGCGCGGAAGUUCGAAGCGCGUUGCCGGGUUUUUGGUUUUCGGUUUCAGUUGCGUCCGCGACGUUCAACGCUAAAGUUGACCAAGCAAGUGGAAGAUUCCCCAACCGGAUUUCACUUUAUGCAUUGAUUUCGAUUUAAUUUUGAAAACGAUUCAAAUUGGAGUAUUGAAAUGGGAAGACGUUGGCUAUUGGCUUUAGGUUUAUGCCUGCUGAUCAGCAGGACGCAGGCGCAGUUUGGUGGCGAGGAGGAUGAGGAAGAGGACGAAGAGGAGGAGGAAGAAGAAUGGAGCAGUGAAGAUGAAACAGCCGAGGAGAAAUUGCAACGCAAAAACAUCAAACAAGACUCAAACCUAACUGUGGAUAAAUUAAUUGCCAAAUAUGGCUAUGAGGCGGAAGUGCAUCAUGUGACCACCGAGGAUGGCUACAUUCUAACAAUGCAUCGCAUACGCAAUCAGAAUGCUCAACCCUUUCUGCUGCAGCAUGGACUCGUUGAUAGCUCGGCGGGUUUCGUUGUCAUGGGUCCCAAUGUGAGUCUGGCAUACUUACUUGCCGACCACAAGUACGAUGUCUGGCUGGGAAAUGCUCGUGGAAAUCGUUACUCGAGAAAUCACACCACACUCGAUCCGGAUGAGUCCAAGUUUUGGGAUUUUAGCUGGCAUGAGAUUGGUAUGUACGAUCUGCCAGCCAUGAUUGACUACAUUCUAAAGUCGACGGGCUUCAAGAAGCUGCAGUACGCCGGACACUCUCAGGGCUGCACCGCAUUCUUUGUCAUGUGCUCCAUGCGUCCGGCUUACAACGAGAAGGUCAUCUCCAUGCAGGCGAUGGCACCGGCUGUUUAUGCCAAGGAAACCAGCGGUCAUCCUUACAUACGCGCCAUCAGCUUGUACUUUAAUAGUCUUGUAGGUAGCGCUAUUACGGAGAUGUUCAAUGGCGAGUUUCGUUUUCUUUGCCGCAUGACCGAGGAGACGGAACGUCUUUGCAUCGAAGCUGUGUUUGGCAUUGUGGGUCGCAACUGGAAUGAAUUCAACCGAAAAAUGUUUCCCGUGGUGCUGGGUCACUAUCCAGCCGGAGUGGCAGCCAAGCAGGUGAAGCACUUCAUACAGAUCAUCAAGACUGGCAGAUUUGCACCUUAUAGCUACAGUUCCAACAAGAAUAUGGUGUUAUACAGAGAGCAUUUGCCGCCACGAUAUAAUCUCAGUCUAGUCACUGUGCCCACAUUUGUGUACUAUUCGACCAAUGAUUUGUUGUGUCAUCCGACUGAUGUGGAAUCAAUGUGCGACGACUUGGGCAAUGUGACGGGCAAAUAUCUGGUGCCCAUGAAGGAGUUCAAUCACAUGGACUUUCUCUGGGCCAUCGAUGUGCGAAAGCAGCUCUACAAUCGCAUGCUGCAAGUGCUGGGCAAGCGUCCACAGGGCAAAGAUGCCGAGGGUGAGGAACUCUCGACAAUGGAUGUGGAACGAAGUCGAACCCAUAGAAGACGAGGACGAGCUAGCUGGUAGAGACCUUAGAUUUAAUAUUUAUUUAUUUAUUUGUCUUGCUUUAAAUAUGGAAUAGAUAUUUGCAUAAAAUUGCUGCGACUUUAAAUAUGCAAAAGCUUUGCUCUAAGUGUGUUUGUGCAUGGACUUCGACCGGAAACGGAAGUCAAGUGUUGUGUGUUUCGUUUUCUGCCCAGACAAUCACUUGGCCCAGAAACUAUAGUAGGAGAUUUGCCAGCAACAGUGAACAACAGCAACAGCAGCAGCAUCAGCAACAGCAGCUGCAACAACAAGCAGCACAUGCAUUUCUAAGCAGAUUUCCUUAAGGAAAUUUUCUAUUUUCUUAUGCACAUGCCAUUUUCUCAACAGCAGCUGUUGCCUCUGUUUGCUGCUGCUGUCGUUGCGGCUCUUGUUUUCUUGGCUGACUUCCUUGAGCUGCUUAUGCUUUCAGGCCACCGAAUUCUUGACAUUUGCAUUCUACAGUUUACCCGACCAACGGACGACCAGCAAAGUGAAAAACUGUGUUCAGGGCGUGAAAAC